Closterium sp. NIES-65 is the source of this 10170-nucleotide messenger RNA. Lineage: Eukaryota; Viridiplantae; Streptophyta; Zygnematophyceae; Desmidiales; Closteriaceae. The record is from the annotation of a GenBank genome assembly.
AUGGCACAUGCAGAAACGGACAUGCAUGGAAGGUUUGAAGAGGGUGCAUGCAAGGGGGGGGUGCAUGCAUGCGGGAGGGGUGGCACUGACGUGCAGUCAAAGAGGUCAACGCCCCUGGCCACCGCGUGCAGCACCUCCUCUGCUCGCCGCCACGCCAUGGGGGGAAGGGGAGGGGCGACACACGGUGGAGAGGGGCGACACACGGUGGAGAGGGGCAGGUGGAGUGCAGGAGCAAGGGAGGAGGGAGGGAAGCGUGUGAAGAGCACGGCGAGCAGCUCAUCAGACCAUCCCCCUCUCCUUCCUUCCGUCUCGUCACACGCCCUGUCUUCACCUCACAUCCCCGCCUCGUGCCCUCUCCUUGCCUCACAUCCCCGCCUCGUGCCCUCUCCUUGCCUCACAUCCCCGCCUCGUGCCCUCUCCUUGCCUCACAUCCCCGUCUCGUGCCCUCUCCUUGCCUCACAUCCCUGCCUCGUGCCCUCUCCUUGCCUCACAUCCCCGCCUCGUGCCCUCUCCUUGCCUCACAUCCCCGCCUCGUGCCCUCUCCUUGCCUCACAUCCCCGCCUCGUGCCCUCUCCUUGCCUCACAUCCCCGCCUCGUGCCCUCUCCUUGCCUCACAUCCCCGUCUCGUGCCCUCUCCUUGCCUCACAUCCCCGCCUCGUGCCCUCUCCUUGCCUCACAUCCCCGCCUCGUGCCCUCUCCUUGCCUCACAUCCCCGCCUCGUGCCCUCUCCUUGCCUCACAUCCCCGCCUCGUGCCCUCUCCUUGCCUCACAUCCCCGUCUCGUGCCCUCUCCUUGCCUCACAUCCCCGCCUCGUGCCCUCUCCUUGCCUCACAUCCCCGCCUCGUGCCCUCUCCUUGCCUCACAUCCCCGCCUCGUGCCCUCUCCUUGCCUCACAUCCCCGCCUCGUGCCCUCUCCUUGCCUCACAUCCCCGCCUCGUGCCCUCUCCUUGCCUCACAUCCCCGUCUCGUGCCCUCUCCUUGCCUCACAUCCCCGCCUCGUGCCCUCUCCUUGCCUCACAUCCCCGCCUCGUGCCCUCUCCUUGCCUCACAUCCCCGCCUCGUGCCCUCUCCUUGCCUCACAUCCCCGCCUCGUGCCCUCUCCUUGCCUCACAUCCCCGCCUCGUGCCCUCUCCUUGCCUCACAUCCCCGUCUCGUGCCCUCUCCUUGCCUCACAUCCCCGCCUCGUGCCCUCUCCUUGCCUCACAUCCCCGCCUCGUGCCCUCUCCUUGCCUCACAUCCCCGCCUCGUGCCCUCUCCUUGCCUCACAUCCCCGCCUCGUGCCCUCUCCUUGCCUCACAUCCCCGCCUCGUGCCCUCUCCUUGCCUCACAUCCCCGCCUCGUGCCCUCUCCUUGCCUCACAUCCCCGCCUCGUGCCCUCUCCUUGCCUCACAUCCCCGCCUCGUGCCCUCUCCUUGCCUCACAUCCCCGCCUCGUGCCCUCUCCUUGCCUCACAUCCCCGCCUCGUGCCCUCUCCUUGCCUCACAUCCCGCCUCGUGCCCUCUCCUUGCCUCACAUCCCCGCCUCGUGCCCUCUCCUUGCCUCACAUCCCCGCCUCGUGCCCUCUCCUUGCCUCACAUCCCCGCCUCGUGCCCUCUCCUUGCCUCACAUCCCCGCCUCGUGCCCUCUCCUUGCCUCACAUCCCCGCCUCGUGCCCUCUCCUUGCCUCACAUCCCCGCCUCGUGCCCUUCUCCUUGCCUCACAUCCCCGCCUCGUGCCCUCUCCUUGCCUCACAUCCCCGCCUCGUGCCCUCUCCUUGCCUCACAUCCCCGUCUCGUGCCCUCUCCUUGCCUCACAUCCCCGCCUCGUGCCCUCUCCUUGCCUCACAUCCCCGCCUCGUGCCCUCUCCUUGCCUCACAUCCCCGCCUCGUGCCCUCUUCCUUGCCUCACAUCCCCGCCUCGUGCCCUCUCCUGCCUCACAUCCCCGUCUCGUGCCCUCUCCUUGCCUCACAUCCCCGCCUCGUGCCCUCUCCUUGCCUCACAUCCCCGCCUCGUGCCCUCUCCUUGCCUCACAUCCCCGCCUCGUGCCCUCUCCUUGCCUCACAUCCCCGCCUCGUGCCCUCUCCUUGCCUCACAUCCCCGCCUCGUGCCCUCUCCUUGCCUCACAUCCCCGCCUCGUGCCCUCUCCUUGCCUCACAUCCCCGCCUCGUGCCCUCUCCUUGCCUCACAUCCCCGCCUCGUGCCCUCUCCUUGCCUCACAUCCCCGUCUCGUGCCCUCUCCUUGCCUCACAUCCCCGCCUCGUGCCCUCUCCUUGCCUCACAUCCCCGCCUCGUGCCCUCUCCUUGCCUCACAUCCCCGCCUCGUGCCCUCUCCUUGCCUCACAUCCCCGCCUCGUGCCCUCUCCUUGCCUCACAUCCCCGCCUCGUGCCCUCUCCUUGCCUCACAUCCCCGCCUCGUGCCCUCUCCUUGCCUCACAUCCCCGCCUCGUGCCCUCUCCUUGCCUCACAUCCCCGCCUCGUGCCCUCUCCUUGCCUCACAUCCCCGCCUCGUGCCCUCUCCUUGCCUCACAUCCCCGCCUCGUGCCCUCUCCUUGCCUCACAUCCCCGCCUCGUGCCCUCUCCUUGCCUCACAUCCCCGCCUCGUGCCCUCUCCUUGCCUCACAUCCCCGCCUCGUGCCCUCUCCUUGCCUCACAUCCCCGCCUCGUGCCCUCUCCUUGCCUCACAUCCCCGCCUCGUGCCCUCUCCUUGCCUCACAUCCCCGCCUCGUGCCCUCUCCUUGCCUCACAUCCCCGCCUCGUGCCCUCUCCUUGCCUCACAUCCCCGCCUCGUGCCCUCUCCUUGCCUCACAUCCCCGCCUCGUGCCCUCUCCUUGCCUCACAUCCCCGCCUCGUGCCCUCUCCUGCCUCACAUCCCCGUCUCGUGCCCUCUCCUUGCCUCACAUCCCCGCCUCGUGCCCUCUCCUUGCCUCACAUCCCCGCCUCGUGCCCUCUCCUUGCCUCACAUCCCCGCCUCGUGCCCUCUCCUUGCCUCACAUCCCCGCCUCGUGCCCUCUCCUUGCCUCACAUCCCCGCCUCGUGCCCUCUCCUUGCCUCACAUCCCCGCCUCGUGCCCUCUCCUUGCCUCACAUCCCCGCCUCGUGCCCUCUCCUUGCCUCACAUCCCCGCCUCGUGCCCUCUCCUUGCCUCACAUCCCCGCCUCGUGCCCUCUCCUUGCCUCACAUCCCCGCCUCGUGCCCUCUCCUUGCCUCACAUCCCCGCCUCGUGCCCUCUCCUUGCCUCACAUCCCCGCCUCGUGCCCUCUCCUUGCCUCACAUCCCCGCCUCGUGCCCUCUCCUUGCCUCACAUCCCCGCCUCGUGCCCUCUCCUUGCCUCACAUCCCCGCCUCGUGCCCUCUCCUUGCCUCACAUCCCCGCCUCGUGCCCUCUCCUUGCCUCACAUCCCCGCCUCGUGCCCUCUCCUUGCCUCACAUCCCCGCCUCGUGCCCUCUCCUUGCCUCACAUCCCCGCCUCGUGCCCUCUCCUUGCCUCACAUCCCCGCCUCGUGCCCUCUCCUUGCCUCACAUCCCCGCCUCGUGCCCUCUCCUUGCCUCACAUCCCCGCCUCGUGCCCUCUCCUUGCCUCACAUCCCCGCCUCGUGCCCUCUCCUUGCCUCACAUCCCCGCCUCGUGCCCUCUCCUUGCCUCACAUCCCCGCCUCGUGCCCUCUCCUUGCCUCACAUCCCCGCCUCGUGCCCUCUCCUUGCCUCACAUCCCCGCCUCGUGCCCUCUCCUUGCCUCACAUCCCCGCCUCGUGCCCUCUCCUUGCCUCACAUCCCCGCCUCGUGCCCUCUCCUUGCCUCACAUCCCCGCCUCGUGCCCUCUCCUUGCCUCACAUCCCCGCCUCGUGCCCUCUCCUUGCCUCACAUCCCCGCCUCGUGCCCUCUCCUUGCCUCACAUCCCCGUCUCGUGCCCUCUCCUUGCCUCACAUCCCCGCCUCGUGCCCUCUCCUUGCCUCACAUCCCCGCCUCGUGCCCUCUCCUUGCCUCACAUCCCCGCCUCGUGCCCUCUCCUUGCCUCACAUCCCCGCCUCGUGCCCUCUCCUUGCCUCACAUCCCCGCCUCGUGCCCUCUCCUUGCCUCACAUCCCCGCCUCGUGCCCUCUCCUUGCCUCACAUCCCCGUCCUCGUGCCCUCUCCUUGCCUCACAUCCCCGCCUCGUGCCCUCUCCUUGCCUCACAUCCCCGCCUCGUGCCCUCUCCUUGCCUCACAUCCCCGCCUCGUGCCCUCUCCUUGCCUCACAUCCCCGCCUCGUGCCCUCUCCUUGCCUCACAUCCCCGCCUCGUGCCCUCUCCUUGCCUCACAUCCCCGCCUCGUGCCCUCUCCUUGCCUCACAUCCCCGCCUCGUGCCCUCUCCUUGCCUCACAUCCCCGCCUCGUGCCCUCUCCUUGCCUCACAUCCCCGCCUCGUGCCCUCUCCUUGCCUCACAUCCCCGCCUCGUGCCCUCUCCUUGCCUCACAUCCCCGCCUCGUGCCCUCUCCUUGCCUCACAUCCCCGCCUCGUGCCCUCUCCUUGCCUCACAUCCCCGCCUCGUGCCCUCUCCUUGCCUCACAUCCCCGCCUCGUGCCCUCUCCUUGCCUCACAUCCCCGCCUCGUGCCCUCUCCUUGCCUCACAUCCCCGCCUCGUGCCCUCUCCUUGCCUCACAUCCCCGCCUCGUGCCCUCUCCUUGCCUCACAUCCCCGCCUCGUGCCCUCUCCUUGCCUCACAUCCCCGCCUCGUGCCCUCUCCUUGCCUCACAUCCCCGCCUCGUGCCCUCUCCUUGCCUCACAUCCCCGCCUCGUGCCCUCUCCUUGCCUCACAUCCCCGCCUCGUGCCCUCUCCUUGCCUCACAUCCCCGCCUCGUGCCCUCUCAUUGCCUCACAUCCCCGCCUCGUGCCCUCUCCUUGCCUCACAUCCCCGCCUCGUGCCCUCUCCUUGCCUCACAUCCCCGCCUCGUGCCCUCUCCUUGCCUCACAUCCCCGUCUCGUGCCCUCUCCUUGCCUCACAUCCCCGCCUCGUGCCCUCUCCUUGCCUCACAUCCCCGCCUCGUGCCCUCUCCUUGCCUCACAUCCCCGCCUCGUGCCCUCUCCUUGCCUCACAUCCCCGCCUCGUGCCCUCUCCUUGCCUCACAUCCCCGCCUCGUGCCCUCUCCUUGCCUCACAUCCCCGCCUCGUGCCCUCUCCUUGCCUCACAUCCCCGCCUCGUGCCCUCUCCUUGCCUCACAUCCCCGCCUUGUGCCCUCUCCUUGCCUCACAUCCCCGUCUCGUGCCCUCUCCUUGCCUCACAUCCCCGUCUCGUGCCCUCUCCUUGCCUCACAUCCCCGCCUCGUGCCCUCUCCUUGCCUCACAUCCCCGCCUCGUGCCCUCUCCUUGCCUCACAUCCCCGUCUCGUGCCCUCUCCUUGCCUCACAUCCCCGUCUCGUGCCCUCUCCUUGCCUCACAUCCCCGUCUCGUGCCCUCUCCUUGCCUCACAUCCCCGCCUCGUGCCCUCUCCUUGCCUCACAUCCCCGCCUCGUGCCCUCUCCUUGCCUCACAUCCCCGUCUCGUGCCCUCUCCUUGCCUCACAUCCCCGCCUCGUGCCCUCUCCUUGCCUCACAUCCCCGCCUCGUGCCCUCUCCUUGCCUCACAUCCCCGCCUCGUGCCCUCUCCUUGCCUCACAUCCCCGCCUCGUGCCCUCUCCUUGCCUCACAUCCCCGCCUCGUGCCCUCUCCUUGCCUCACAUCCCCGCCUCGUGCCCUCUCCUUGCCUCACAUCCCUGACUCGUGCCCUCUCCUUGCCUCACAUCCCCGCCUCGUGCCCUCUCCUUGCCUCACAUCCCCGCCUCGUGCCCUCUCCUUGCCUCACAUCCCCGCCUCGUGCCCUCUCCUUGCCUCACAUCCCCGUCUCGUGCCCUCUCCUUGCCUCACAUCCCCGCCUCGUGCCCUCUCCUUGCCUCACAUCCCCGCCUCGUGCCCUCUACUUGCCUCACAUCCCUGCCUCGUGCCCUCUCCUUGCCUCACAUCCCCGCCUCGUGCCCUCUCCUUGCCUCACAUCCCCGCCUCGUGCCCUCUCCUUGCCUCACAUCCCCGCCUCGUGCCCUCUCCUUGCCUCACAUCCCCGCCUCGUGCCCUCUCCUUGCCUCACAUCCCUGCCUCGUGCCCUCUCCUUGCCUCACAUCCCCGCCUCGUGCCCUCUCCUUGCCUCACAUCCCCGCCUCGUGCCCUCUCCUUGCCUCACAUCCCCGCCUCGUGCCCUCUCCUUGCCUCACAUCCCCGCCUCGUGCCCUCUCCUUGCCUCACAUCCCCGCCUCGUGCCCUCUCCUUGCCUCACAUCCCCGCCUCGUGCCCUCUCCUUGCCUCACAUCCCCGCCUCGUGCCCUCUCCUUGCCUCACAUCCCCGCCUUGUGCCCUCUCCUUGCCUCACAUCCCCGUCUCGUGCCCUCUCCUUGCCUCACAUCCCCGUCUCGUGCCCUCUCCUUGCCUCACAUCCCCGCCUCGUGCCCUCUCCUUGCCUCACAUCCCCGCCUCGUGCCCUCUCCUUGCCUCACAUCCCCGCCUCGUGCCCUCUCCUUGCCUCACAUCCCCGUCUCGUGCCCUCUCCUUGCCUCACAUCCCCGUCUCGUGCCCUCUCCUUGCCUCACAUCCCCGUCUCGUGCCCUCUCCUUGCCUCACAUCCCCGCCUCGUGCCCUCUCCUUGCCUCACAUCCCCGCCUCGUGCCCUCUCCUUGCCUCACAUCCCCGCCUCGUGCCCUCUCCUUGCCUCACAUCCCCGCCUCGUGCCCUCUCCUUGCCUCACAUCCCCGUCUCGUGCCCUCUCCUUGCCUCACAUCCCCGUCUCGUGCCCUCUCCUUGCCUCACAUCCCCGCCUCGUGCCCUCUCCUUGCCUCACAUCCCCGCCUCGUGCCCUCUCCUUGCCUCACAUCCCCGUCUCGUGCCCUCUCCUUGCCUCACAUCCCCGUCUCGUGCCCUCUCCUUGCCUCACAUCCCCGUCUCGUGCCCUCUCCUUGCCUCACAUCCCCGUCUCGUGCCCUCUCCUUGCCUCACAUCCCCGUCUCGUGCCCUCUCCUUGCCUCACAUCCCCGUCUCGUGCCCUCUCCUUGCCUCACAUCCCCGUCUCGUGCCCUCUCCUUGCCCCACGCCUCAUGCCCUCUCCUUGCCUCACAUCCCCGCCUCGUGCCCUCUCCUUGCCUCACAUCCCCGUCUCGUGCCCUCUCCUUGCCUCACAUCCCCGUCUCGUGCCCUCUCCUUGCCUCACAUCCCCGCCUCGUGCCCUCUCCUUGCCUCACAUCCCCGCCUCGUGCCCUCUCCUUGCCUCACAUCCCCGCCUCGUGCCCUCUCCUUGCCUCACAUCCCCGCCUCGUGCCCUCUCCUUGCCUCACAUCCCCGCCUCGUGCCCUCUCAUUGCCUCACAUCCCCGCCUCGUGCCCUCUCCUUGCCUCACAUCCCCGCCUCGUGCCCUCUCCUUGCCUCACAUCCCCGCCUCGUGCCCUCUCCUUGCCUCACAUCCCCGUCUCGUGCCCUCUCCUUGCCUCACAUCCCCGCCUCGUGCCCUCUCCUUGCCUCACAUCCCCGCCUCGUGCCCUCUCCUUGCCUCACAUCCCCGCCUCGUGCCCUCUCCUUGCCUCACAUCCCCGCCUCGUGCCCUCUCCUUGCCUCACAUCCCCGCCUCGUGCCCUCUCCUUGCCUCACAUCCCCGCCUCGUGCCCUCUCCUUGCCUCACAUCCCCGCCUCGUGCCCUCUCCUUGCCUCACAUCCCCGCCUUGUGCCCUCUCCUUGCCUCACAUCCCCGUCUCGUGCCCUCUCCUUGCCUCACAUCCCCGUCUCGUGCCCUCUCCUUGCCUCACAUCCCCGCCUCGUGCCCUCUCCUUGCCUCACAUCCCCGCCUCGUGCCCUCUCCUUGCCUCACAUCCCCGUCUCGUGCCCUCUCCUUGCCUCACAUCCCCGUCUCGUGCCCUCUCCUUGCCUCACAUCCCCGUCUCGUGCCCUCUCCUUGCCUCACAUCCCCGCCUCGUGCCCUCUCCUUGCCUCACAUCCCCGCCUCGUGCCCUCUCCUUGCCUCACAUCCCCGUCUCGUGCCCUCUCCUUGCCUCACAUCCCCGCCUCGUGCCCUCUCCUUGCCUCACAUCCCCGCCUCGUGCCCUCUCCUUGCCUCACAUCCCCGCCUCGUGCCCUCUCCUUGCCUCACAUCCCCGCCUCGUGCCCUCUCCUUGCCUCACAUCCCCGCCUCGUGCCCUCUCCUUGCCUCACAUCCCCGCCUCGUGCCCUCUCCUUGCCUCACAUCCCUGACUCGUGCCCUCUCCUUGCCUCACAUCCCCGCCUCGUGCCCUCUCCUUGCCUCACAUCCCCGCCUCGUGCCCUCUCCUUGCCUCACAUCCCCGCCUCGUGCCCUCUCCUUGCCUCACAUCCCCGUCUCGUGCCCUCUCCUUGCCUCACAUCCCCGCCUCGUGCCCUCUCCUUGCCUCACAUCCCCGCCUCGUGCCCUCUACUUGCCUCACAUCCCUGCCUCGUGCCCUCUCCUUGCCUCACAUCCCCGCCUCGUGCCCUCUCCUUGCCUCACAUCCCCGCCUCGUGCCCUCUCCUUGCCUCACAUCCCCGCCUCGUGCCCUCUCCUUGCCUCACAUCCCCGCCUCGUGCCCUCUCCUUGCCUCACAUCCCCGCCUCGUGCCCUCUCCUUGCCUCACAUCCCCGCCUCGUGCCCUCUCCUUGCCUCACAUCCCCGCCUCGUGCCCUCUCCUUGCCUCACAUCCCCGCCUCGUGCCCUCUCCUUGCCUCACAUCCCCGCCUCGUGCCCUCUCCUUGCCUCACAUCCCCGCCUCGUGCCCUCUCCUUGCCUCACAUCCCCGCCUCGUGCCCUCUCCUUGCCUCACAUCCCCGCCUCGUGCCCUCUCCUUGCCUCACAUCCCCGCCUUGUGCCCUCUCCUUGCCUCACAUCCCCGUCUCGUGCCCUCUCCUUGCCUCACAUCCCCGUCUCGUGCCCUCUCCUUGCCUCACAUCCCCGCCUCGUGCCCUCUCCUUGCCUCACAUCCCCGCCUCGUGCCCUCUCCUUGCCUCACAUCCCCGCCUCGUGCCCUCUCCUUGCCUCACAUCCCCGUCUCGUGCCCUCUCCUUGCCUCACAUCCCCGUCUCGUGCCCUCUCCUUGCCUCACAUCCCCGUCUCGUGCCCUCUCCUUGCCUCACAUCCCCGCCUCGUGCCCUCUCCUUGCCUCACAUCCCCGCCUCGUGCCCUCUCCUUGCCUCACAUCCCCGCCUCGUGCCCUCUCCUUGCCUCACAUCCCCGCCUCGUGCCCUCUCCUUGCCUCACAUCCCCGUCUCGUGCCCUCUCCUUGCCUCACAUCCCCGUCUCGUGCCCUCUCCUUGCCUCACAUCCCCGCCUCGUGCCCUCUCCUUGCCUCACAUCCCCGCCUCGUGCCCUCUCCUUGCCUCACAUCCCCGUCUCGUGCCCUCUCCUUGCCUCACAUCCCCGUCUCGUGCCCUCUCCUUGCCUCACAUCCCCGUCUCGUGCCCUCUCCUUGCCUCACAUCCCCGUCUCGUGCCCUCUCCUUGCCUCACAUCCCCGUCUCGUGCCCUCUCCUUGCCUCACAUCCCCGUCUCGUGCCCUCUCCUUGCCUCACAUCCCCGUCUCGUGCCCUCUCCUUGCCCCACGCCUCAUGCCCUCUCCUUGCCUCACAUCCCCGCCUCGUGCCCUCUCCUUGCCUCACAUCCCCGUCUCGUGCCCUCUCCUUGCCUCACAUCCCCGUCUCGUGCCCUCUCCUUGCCUCACAUCCCCGCCUCGUGCCCUCUCCUUGCCUCACAUCCCCGUCUCGUGCCCUCUCCUUGCCUCACAUCCCCGUCUCGUGCCCUCUCCUUGCCUCACAUCCCCGCCUCGUGCCCUCUCCUUGCCUCACAUCCCCGUCUCGUGCCCUCUCCUUGCCUCACAUCCCCGUCUCGUGCCCUCUCCUUGCCUCACAUCCCCGUCUCGUGCCCUCUCCUUGCCUCACAUCCCCGUCUCGUGCCCUCUCCUUGCCUCACAUCCCCGUCUCGUGCCCUCUCCUUGCCUCACAUCCCCGUCUCGUGCCCUCUCCUUGCCUCACAUCCCCUUUCCAAUCUCCUCCCCUGCAGCCAAAUCAUGCUUCUGGCAGCCUGCUGGGCGCACUACUUUCUUGAACCCUCUUGACCCCUCUUGGCCACUCCUGAACUCGCUUGAGCCGAAACGCUCUUGCCUCCGUGCCGUCAUGGCCUCAUCUCAUCCCAUCUACAGCCUUUAG